Messenger RNA from Syngnathoides biaculeatus (alligator pipefish), 2878 nucleotides. RefSeq names its product Sec23 homolog A, coat complex II component (gene sec23a). Bases 279 to 2732 code for a protein of 817 amino acids. The record is from RefSeq and is a predicted model, not a curated record. Gene Ontology annotation, cellular component: endoplasmic reticulum exit site; COPII vesicle coat. Gene Ontology annotation, molecular function: GTPase activator activity; zinc ion binding. NCBI's taxonomy places the organism in Eukaryota, Metazoa, Chordata, Actinopteri, Syngnathiformes, Syngnathidae. Gene Ontology annotation, biological process: endoplasmic reticulum to Golgi vesicle-mediated transport; COPII-coated vesicle cargo loading; COPII-coated vesicle budding. The transcript has 20 exons.
ACGAGAUUGCUCACUCUCACCUCCGAACGAAAAGCAGUGAAGUUGAAAUACGUAACCUAACAAGGAAUUUGACACUUUGAAGAUUAUUCCUGGAUUCGGCCACUGUCUUUACCCGGUCUAAACGCCUUCUCGCAUCAUUUUACUUGAAGGUAAAGCGUUUCUGGGGGCACCAAGCGAAGGAUUCGGAUUAUGAUUUGGGGUCCCGAACAGGGCUGAGAGUGAGACGUCUUACCCGGUCCCCUCGGUGCAAUCUGUGUCUUGACGUGGCGCUGCCCGCCAUGUUGUUUUGCUUCGUUGUCAAGCGCGCACGCGCGCCCGUAUACGAGCAGCCUCAACUUCCAACUUGUCCUCGCCCGCAGCGGCCGAACACGUCCGUAGCGAGCGCGUCCGUGGCUGAAUACAGUGGUGAGUGUCCGAGCCCAAGGCGCGUUGCCAUGGCGACCUUCCCGGAGUACAUCGCCCAGAACGAGGAGCGCGACGGCGUCCGCUUCAGCUGGAACGUGUGGCCGUCCAGCCGCCUGGAGGCCACGCGCAUGGUGGUGCCCGUCGCCGCCCUCUUCACGCCCCUCAAGGAGAGACUCGACCUGCCGCCCAUCCAGUACGAGCCGGUGCUGUGCAGCCGGGCCACCUGCCGCGCCGUUCUCAACCCGCUCUGCCAAGUGGACUACCGGGCCAAGCUGUGGGCGUGUAACUUCUGCUACCAGAGGAAUCAGUUCCCGCCUUCCUACUCGGGAAUCUCCGAAGUCAACCAGCCGGCCGAGCUGCUGCCUCAGUUCUCCACCAUCGAGUACGUGGUCCAGCGAGGCCCCCAGAUGCCGCUGGUCUUCCUGUACGUGGUGGACACGUGCAUGGAGGAGGAGGACCUGCAGGCCCUGAAGGAGUCCCUGCAGAUGUCCUUGUCCCUGCUGCCCCCGACGGCCCUGGUGGGUCUGAUCACCUUCGGCCGCAUCGUCCACGUGCACGAGCUCGGCUGCGAGGGGAUCUCCAAGAGUUACGUCUUCAAAGGGACCAAAGACCUCGGCGCCAAGCAGCUGCAGGAGAUGCUGGGCCUGGCCAAACCUGUGGCCUCCUCCCAGGGGCGAGGACCGCAAGCCCCCCAACAGCCGCAGUGCAACAGGUUCCUGCAGCCCGUCCAGAAGGUGGACAUGAACCUGACUGACCUGCUGGGGGAGCUCCAGCGAGACUCCUGGCCUGUGGUCCAGGGGAAGAGGCCCCUGCGCUCCUUGGGCGUGGCCAUGUCCAUCGCUGUCGGCCUGCUGGAGUGCACCUUCCCCAACACGGGCGCACGCAUCAUGACCUUCAUCGGGGGGCCGGCCACGCAGGGUCCCGGCAUGGUGGUGGGGGACGAGCUCAAGACCCCCAUCAGGUCUUGGCACGACAUUGAAAAAGACAACGCCAAGUUCAUGAAGAAGGCCGCCAAGCAUUACGAGUCGCUGGCUAGCAGGGCAUCCGCUAGCGGUCACGUGAUGGACAUCUACGCCUGUGCGCUAGACCAGACUGGACUUCUGGAGAUGAAGUGUUGCGCCAACAACACAGGCGGCUACAUGGUGAUGGCUGACUCGUUCAACACGUCAUUGUUCAAGCAAACCUUCCAGAGAGUUUUCUCCAAAGACGUUCAAGGCUCCUUCAAGAUGGCCUUCGCCGCCACGCUGGAAGUCAAGACGUCCAGAGAGCUGAAAGUGUCCGGCGCCGUCGGACCCUGCGUGUCCCUCAACGCCAAAGGACCUUGCGUAUCCGAAAAUGAGAUCGGCAGCGGGGGAACGUGUCAGUGGAAGAUGUGCGCUUUGGACCCCGACACCACGCUGGCGCUCUACUUUGAGGUGGUCAACCAGCACAACGCUCCCAUCCCUCAAGGCGGCCGCGGAGCUCUGCAGUUCGUCACGCAGUUCCAGCACGCAUCGGGACAGAGACGCGUACGGGUCACCACCGUCGCCAGGAACUGGGCCGACGCGCAGACGCAGAUUCAGAGCAUCGCCGCGUCCUUCGACCAAGAGGCGGCGGCCGUCCUGAUGGCCAGGCUGGCGGUGUACCGCGCCGAGACGGAGGAGGGGCCCGACGUCCUCAGGUGGUUGGACAGGCAGCUCAUCAGACUGUGUCAGAAGUUCGGCGAUUACCACAAAGACGAUCCCAACUCUUUCAGGUUCUCGGAGACGUUCUCGCUGUACCCUCAGUUCAUGUUCCACCUGAGGCGCUCGCCCUUCCUGCAAGUGUUCAACAACAGCCCGGACGAGAGCUCGUACUACCGACACCAGUUCAACCGCCACGAUCUGACGCAGGCGCUCAUCAUGAUCCAGCCCGUCCUCUACGCGUACUCCUUCCAGGGACCACCGGAGCCGGUGUUGUUGGACAGCAGCAGCAUUCUCCCGGAUCGCAUCCUGCUCAUGGACACUUUCUUCCAGAUCCUCAUCUACCACGGAGAGACGGUGGCCCAGUGGAGGAAGGCGGGCUACCAGGAGAUGGCCGAGUACGAGAACUUCCGGCACCUUCUUCAGGCCCCGGUGGACGACGCCCAGGAGCUGCUGCACUCGCGCUUCCCCAUGCCCAGAUACAUCGACACCGAGCACGGCGGCAGCCAGGCUCGCUUCCUGCUCUCCAAAGUCAACCCCUCCCAGACGCACAACAACAUGUACGGCUGGGGUCAGGAGUCGGGCGCCCCCAUCCUGACGGACGACGUCAGCCUGCAGGUCUUCAUGGACCACCUGAAGAAGUUGGCCGUGUCCAGCGCCGCCUGAUGCCGGCGACGAGACCGACGCGUCUUCUCGUCGGCCAUCUUGCCGCCGCCGUCUUGUUUCCCUUUUCUCUGUUGUAAUAAACGUCGUGAAACUCGCAACUCUAGACCUUUUGGGCGACUUUCGUGGACCUCAUAGACCCGGAUGAA